AUGGGCUCUCCCACCAAGCAGCAUUUCUAUGCCUCGCGGCCGUCCUCUCGUGCAGGUUCUCGACCGACCUCUCCAUCUACACCAGCUGAGGUUCGUUCACAGGCUGUCGCAAAGCUCAAAAGAGCAGCUUCUUUACCCCGACGACCGGAUGGAAGGAGACCUUCCCUCGCUCAAGCUAUAAACGCUGAGCAUAGUACCGUUACGAAUCAUCAAACCGCACAGACCUUCAACACCCAGAAUGAGAAUACCAACACGUUGAGUGAUCAACAGCAGCAACAACAAUAUGCUGGACCAUCCACACUUGACGUUUCUCCCAAUCCAUCUGAACCUCAAGAAGUACUAUCACCUUCACCCGUAGCGACAACUUUCGAUCACAGUAACAUGUACCCUUCACCUACUCCCGGACCGGCAAUGCAAAUGCAACGAUCAGUAUCAGCAAACUCAACAUACCAUAUGGCAUCUCCUAUCGGACUCCAUACACCUCCAGCCGCAGAUUGGGCGGCUAUGCAACUCGCCCAAUCCUACCUUCCUUCCUUGACGCCAACAUGUCUAUCACCCAACCCAUACCCACACUCUGUCCCUAUAGGCGUAGGACGUAAUACACCCAGUCCGCUGCCAACAUUAGGCGAACUGGCCACGCUACAGAGGUCCAAUUCUAAUGCAGCUAGAGCCCAUGCUAUGUCAAAGCUUACUGGCGGGAAACAAGCUCCACAACCUGAAGAUGAGUUUACGUUAUCCACCCCUUCACGCGUCAACCUCACCAGAGCAGGUACGUUAGGUGGACCAAGGAUGUUAGGUUUAGCUAUCAACAAAUCCCAUGCUGCUGAAGCUCCCAUGGAGGAUACUUCCCCUGUUUUGACGUUGGCAGAAGCUAGACCUAGGUUACAAAGGAGCUUUACCGUUUCUUCCUCGAAUAUGGGUGAAGAGAGGAGAAGUGCGGUGGGAAGGAGGAUGGUGGAGAGAUUAGCGGAAAGAAGAGCUGCGAGACAGAAGGAAGAAGAGGAAGUGAGGAAGUUAUGGGAGGAACGAAGAGCUCAAGCGGAAGUUGUGGGAGCGGAACAACAUGUUGAUCAAGAUGACGAAGACCAGGAUGUUCCUGGCGAGGAAGCUGGUGAUGAUGAUAACAACUACUACAACGAGAACCAGGAGCAAGCAGAUCCAAAUCAGCAUUAUCAUCAAGAUCGCGAUGGCCAUCAUUAUGAAGCUCGACCGGACAACGGAAUACCUCAGUUCGCUCGACAUUCACCUCAGGAACCACCUCAACCUGAAUUUAUCCCCGCUCAUGGCGGUGAUCUACUUGCCGCUGGGGCAGCAUCAGGUGAUAGACCAAUAUCGAGGGGAACCAUGAUCUCAACCCAAGAGCCAUUCGAAUACGAAGAUCAUCUCCGAAGAAGUCUAUCUAGUAGGACUGCUAGAGGUGCAGUUGGUACUGCAGAACCUUUACCUUCCAUCGUAACCCCAGAACAUGAUAAUCAACGAUAUACCGAGAAUCUCGCUCAUACUGACGUGCAAGUCUCCGAUGAACCUCUUCUUCCUCCGAAACCCUCGUAUGCUACACCCACUCGACCCGGUCAUGCACCACAUAGCUCAACCUCGACGGAAAGUACCAUACAAGGAUCUCAAUCUCCGGGCGGAUCAACAUUAAGUGGUUUAGACUCAAUGAUGUUUGUCAUGGGAGGUUCCUCACUUCCGGGAUCAGCGGGUUUAAGACCUCCCGGAAAUGGCCAGCACUGGCCUCAAGAGGUUCAUGAGGGUAGUGAAUGGGGAACACCGGCGAAAGACCUGCAUCAAGCCACAUUCACCGACUCUCCCAUACUCCACAGUCCGGCUGAAUUCCACCAGACUCAAGUCCCUUUGACUGAAGUCCCUGUCGAUGAUGAAGGUGAUCUCACAUCUCCUUCUCGUACCACCACCCGCACAGAUAGUAUGAUGUCUUGGGAAGAAGUUGGCGGUAAAGAAGAUCAGGAAAUCCGGGUACCUACCGAUAAGACGUACCAUCAGAAAACCGGUAGUUUCUCUGCUAAACUCAAGGGCAGUGUCAGAUCUGCUAUGAAGAAGAGAAGUCAAAGUAGAACAUCUAUCACUAGCUUCACUCAGAGUCCUCCAGCCAGUCCGAUGAACCUUCAGCCCGCUACUUUCAGUCGACGAGGUUCCGAAUCUUCCAACUCGCCCUCUUACUCAAAGGAGCAUAGCCCGAGACACCAACCAUCUGUCAGCUCACUGUCGCCAUCAAUCGCACCUGAUCCUCAAGCUGCUCUGUUGCUUCAACAUCAAUUAUCAAACGAGCCAUCUCAAAUAUCGUUCUUACCUCGAGCAAAUCUCAAUGAUCCCCGAAUCAUGAGCGCCAAAUUGUCUCCUUUCCCCGGUAUAGCACAGCUGGAACGAAAGAAUACUGAUGGCACCUUGGCACCGGGCGAACCUCCUAAACUCAUACAUCAAGUUUCCGAUUCCGCCGUACCGAGUCAACAACGCGCUACACCACCCGUAGUCCAAGAGUCUAUCUAUGCCUUACCACUUCCUGCUUCUCAUCCAGAUGACAGACGCGCUUCAGCCGAUAGCGCCACGAAAAGAAAUUGGUUAUCUAAAGCAUUUGGUCAUUCUACUUCCCCAAGAUCAUCAGGUAGUGUAUCUCGUAAGAGCUCUUCACCUGAUGUCGCAGGAGAAGCUAGAACGUUGGGACAAGGAGCUCAAAUCAUCUCUUCGGAUGUCGAUCCCUUCGCACCUCCUCCACCUCCCCAGCAGACAUUAGGUGUGAAACCUGCCAGGCAUAGAUCAGCUUCGCCAAGUGUGUCUGUCGUCCCUGAACUCAGUGAAGAAGGAUCAAGAUUUACUAGAUUCAUUUCGAUGCGCGGUGAGAACAAUACACCGGCUGUACCUGAACAGAUGGAAGAGAAUUUGGAUCAAAGGUCGAAGGAUGUUCUCACUCGGAUGAAUGCGGUGUUGGCCAUGGGUCCGGAUGAUCCUGCUAGACCGGAGAUAUUGGACGAUCCGCCUAGAAAACUUUUAUUGUCUUCUCAAAUACUUCAGGUAGUCAACACACAUACCGUCAAAGACCGUUAUCUCUUCCUUUUCAACGAUAUCCUGGUGAUUGCCAAGCCCAUCAUUUCGCACGGCAUUCAUGCUACACUCGAUAUGAAAUAUCUUGUCAAAUCAAUAGUCUCCCUUGACAGAUUGGCGAUAUCAGGAUUCAACGAAGAACCCACCGCUGAACCACCUCGACAUCCAGUAGUGACCAACUUCAUCGAACGUUUCGCUCAAGAUCCCGUUUCGGCUUGUGCCUAUUUGGUCGAAAGGAGUAAUCCAAAAGUCGAUACCGCUACAUUAGCCUCGUUGAUAUUCAAAACACCCGAAUUGGAUAAAGCUCAAGUAGGAUACCUGUUGGCAAAUAAUGAUAAGCUGAUGAGGCAUUUCAUCGAUCGAUUCAAUUUCUCGAAUAUCCGGAUUGACGAAGCUCUCAGAAUGUUCUUACUAUCUGUGAGAUUACCUACCGAACGUACAUCUUGCGAGAACCUUUUGAGAGGAUUUGGAUAUAGAUAUUUCGAAGCGAACCAAUCUCACAUAUCUUCCGAUCGAGAGCUAGCUGCUGAAUUGGUAUUGGCCAUUAUCCAAUUUAACGAUUCCUUAUACGGUACUUUCGGGUUCUCUUUGCCCAACCAUGCGAUCAACGAAGAAACGUUCGUAUCGGCAUUCCAAUCGAAAGAUCCUCGAGGAUUGGUACCGGUGGAAUUGUUAAGUGAGAUUUUCACUUCAGUCAAACAGACUGAAUUGGUACAAUCGCUCGAUUCGUCCAAAGAAGUUGGUCGGUCAAAGCAGAUCGCUAUCAAUCCUAGAAUACCUUCAAAGUUGUUAUAUAAUACUUGGUCCGAGAAGAUUACUAUUUCCAUACCGACUCCAGAUCCAUCUUUCAAGAUCAAGCUUUUAGGAGAAGGGUUGGUGUUUGAGCCUCCCUUGUUGGACUUUGCCAAUUCGUCAGAACAGUCUUUCAGAGUGAAGGGGACUAGUCUGGGUGUUAGACAUCUAUUGUUCAAUAGAACAGGAAGCAAUGCCGCUCUGUAUGGCAAUCUUGGUAAUACUCGAUUGUUCACCAUCGAACGAGCGUUCAUGAAAUAUACAUUCCACGUGUCGUUCACUUCUCAUCUUGGAUUAAAGAGGAAAUACUGUUUCAGUCUGAAUGAUCUGGAAAGUAAGAGAAGAUGGGGUAAAUUAUUAUCUAAACAAAUCAAUCUUACAAAACAAACCAAAUCGUCGGCUAUCACAACGGUUCAAGAGAAGAUUAGACAAACAGCUGAAAAUGUUUCGAUCCAAGUGUUAAGAGACGCUUUGAUUCCUUCGGAAUGGAAAUCACAACAUCAACCAAUAGAUACUUCCGCCGCAAUCCCGAAUGGCGGUGGUGGCAGCAUGGAUAAUUAUAACAAUAGAAUUAGAUCAAGUGCAAGUAAAGACAAGACAACUAGAUCAGGCAGUGUUUCCAUUUCAUAUACCAAACCAUUAAAGGAAGAAUACGAUCUAGGUCCAUUGGUACCUACAAAAUCUACUAAUCCGCCUCUUGGAUUAAAUGGCGAAGAGAGACAAUCUGGUAUAAUGGAGAUUCAAACUGGGAAAGAACUUGUCUUGUUGUGUAGACAGAAUAGUCUCUUACCUGGAUUAUUAGGAUUGUUACAUUCUGCUAAAGAAGGUGCGGAAGAUGUCAGAUCGUUAAAAGUUGGGAAUGAGAUGAUAGAGAGGAAUGACUCGUUGAGGAAUAAAGGUUUGAGAGUUUAG
Molecule: messenger RNA, 4761 nt
Organism: Kwoniella mangroviensis CBS 8507
Lineage: Eukaryota; Fungi; Basidiomycota; Tremellomycetes; Tremellales; Cryptococcaceae
Exons: 4
Coding region: 1-4761 (1586 amino acids)
Biological process (GO): regulation of ARF protein signal transduction
Molecular function (GO): guanyl-nucleotide exchange factor activity
Source: RefSeq, a predicted model, not a curated record